AUGAAAUCGUUAGUAAUUGUCAGCUUAUUCGUGGUACUGAUGGUGGCGUAUAGCUGCGCUCAUCAUGAAGAAGGACAUGUUGGUGACGGUGAUCAUGGGACCGAAGGGGAACAUGGUGGUGAAGGGGGAAAAGGUGGGGCGGGAGGCGAAGCUGGAGAAGCUGGUAAAGCAGGAGAAGCUGGUAAAGAUGGCGAAGCUGGCAAAGGUGGAGACGGCGGCAAAGGCGGUGACGGUGGCAAAGGUGGUGAAGGAGGAGCACAUGCCGGCCAAACUGUGAAGCAUAGCAGUCACGGCAGUGCAGACCACCACGAUCAUCAUGCCCAUGGCAUAAAAUCACUUAAAGCCGCUUCUCCCAAACUUCAUUAA
Messenger RNA from Glossina fuscipes, 366 nucleotides. Its product is annotated as putative glycine-rich cell wall structural protein 1. Bases 1 to 366 code for a protein of 121 amino acids. NCBI's taxonomy places the organism in Eukaryota, Metazoa, Arthropoda, Insecta, Diptera, Glossinidae. The transcript has a single exon. The record is from RefSeq and is a predicted model, not a curated record.